Podarcis raffonei (Aeolian wall lizard) is the source of this 3225-nucleotide messenger RNA. RefSeq names its product ubiquitin carboxyl-terminal hydrolase 46-like. Gene Ontology annotation, molecular function: cysteine-type deubiquitinase activity; cysteine-type endopeptidase activity. NCBI's taxonomy places the organism in Eukaryota, Metazoa, Chordata, Lepidosauria, Squamata, Lacertidae. The record is from RefSeq and is a predicted model, not a curated record. Gene Ontology annotation, biological process: protein deubiquitination. The transcript has 8 exons. Bases 820 to 1632 code for a protein of 270 amino acids. Gene Ontology annotation, cellular component: nucleus; cytosol.
UCCAGGAAAAAAACCAUAGGAUACAGUUAUGUGAUUUACUAAGUGAGUACCAAGAGGAGGAGGACACGUAGUCUGUCAUUGCUAAGGGAUCCAUGGCCUAAAUAAAAAAAUAACAUUUUUUUAUUUCUAAAAACGAAGAUUGAAUGAAUGAAUAAACUUUAUUACAGUCACAGGCCAGUAUAAGAGAAACAUAUGAAUAAAAUAGUUGAUGAAUAAGAAUUGUUAAUUAAAACAGAUACGAACUAAAAGACACGCAGUUAAAACAACUAUAAGGGUGGAGCUUAGGGGAAUAUUGGUCUUGCAAUAUGGGCCUUCAGUUUAGGACUGGUUUCUAGCACAAACCAUCCUUGGGCGAAUAUCCAUCAUGGCAGCGCAAAAUCUAGCAACUGAGUAUGUAACAUCUGGGUUUUCAUCCUGGAGUAGUAGGGAGAUGUUGAGUUGUUCUGUGCAUCCUGGGAAUUUGUGCAGGAUAAAUCUGGCUCGUAUGUCUACAUAGUACUGGCAAUGGAAAAGGGCAUGUUCUGUUGUUUCCUGCUGCCUGGAGGCUCAUGGGCAUUUCCUCUCUUCAUAUGGUGUCUUCCUAUAACGGCCUUCCUGAAUGGCUGAGGGGAGGGCCUGACAACAGGCCAGAGUGAAAGCCCUUCACUGUUUUGAGAUUUCAAGUUUGGCAAUACCUGCUAUUGCAACUCUGUUCUGCAGGCACUUUACUUUUGUCGUCCGUUUCGGGAAAAGGUUUUGGCUUACAAGGUCCAGCCGCACAAAAAGGAAACCCUUUUGACAUGCCUCUCAGAGCUUUUCAACGACAUCGCCGCACAAAAGAUGAAGGUGGGGGUCAUCCCUCCCAGGAACUUUAUUUCCCAGCUGCGGAAAGACAAUGAACUCUUCAACAACACCAUGCAACAGGACGCACAUGAAUUACUGAACUACCUGCUGAACAGGAUUGCUGACUUACUACGAGAUGAGAAGAAGCAGGAAAAGCAAAAUGGCAAGCUGCGGAAUAGAAGCAAAGGGGAGAAGGUGGACCGCACUUGGGUCCAUGAAAUCUUCCAGGGGACACUAACCAAUGAAACCAGAUGUCUUACCUGUGAAUCUGUUAGCAGCAAAGAUGAGGACUUUCUGGACCUUUCAAUUGAUGUGGAACAAAAUACAUCAAUAACACACUGUUUGAGGAAAUUCAGUAUUUCUGAGACUCUGUGCAGUGAUCAAAAAUACUACUGUGAGCAGUGUCGCAGCAAACAGGAAGCGCAAAAGAGGAUGCGAGUGAAAAAGUUGCCCAUGAUUCUUUCUCUGCACUUGAAAAGAUUCAAAUACAUAGACCAUCUGCAUCGAUAUACCAAACUUUCCUACCGUGUAGUCUUUCCUUUGGAGCUUCGACUCUUCAACACUUCAGGAGAUGCUUCAAACCCAGAUAGGAUGUAUGAUCUUGUGGCUGUAGUUAUUCAUUGCGGCAGUGGUCCAAACCGUGGACAUUACAUCACCAUUGUGAAGAGUCAUGGUUUUUGGUUGCUGUUUGACGAUGAUAUUGUAGAGAAAAUUGAUGCUAAAGCAAUUGAAGAAUUCUAUGGAUUAACAUCGGACGAUACCAAAAACUCAGAAUCUGCAUAUAUCCUCUUCUAUGAAUCAAGGCACUAAGACAGUGCACCCUGAAGCAUCUUGCAUGUUUUCAGAAAAGGAAUCAAGCCCCUGCUCAGAUAGGACAUUGUAGCGAUAGUAAAAUCGAUACCUCAUCAUUGCCAUAGGACCACAGGACGUCACCAGGACAUAAACUGGGACAUUUUCUCAAAGACGACAACUGCCAUUAGCAAGAAGGCAUCUUGCUUUGGAUUUCUUUCUGGGCUAUUUUAUACUUGUUGUCUUCCCAAAUCUGUGUUACCUCUAUUUGAAAUAUGCCUGCUUCAACAUUCAAGAACCAAGGAAAUAUUUUCUUGCUUUUCAGUAGUAUUAUACAGUUAGUUCAUCAUUCAGGGUUGAUGGCCUGAGACUGUCCCUUGGUUUCUAUUUCUCCUGUUUUUUUCUGUAUUCUAGCAGAAUGAUUUCAGUCUUCAGUGUCGGCUCAAGACCUGUUUUAGGGUGUGAGUUGCAGAAAGUUGCUGACUGCUGUUGGUGGCCCAAAACAGGAUUGCUGCCAGAUUAAAUUGUAUUGGAAAUAUCAUGCCUUUAAUUCUGUGUGUGGCAAGAGAAAAAGAAAAAGUUGUUCCUAUAGUGUUGUGAAUUUCCUCAAAGGGUAGCAUUUUGAUUUCAGACAACACUAUUCUUCUUCUUCAUUUAUCCCCACUUUGUCCCCCCCCCCCAAAUCUUAUUGAAAUGUUAUUUUUAUGUGCUUUAUAAUGUAUUCUCUACUCAAAGCCGCAAUAUUGCAGAAUCUAAGGGAGCAAAAAGUAGAUGGAAGUCUUUGAGGACCUGUAAGAUGAAUUGAUUGCAUUUCUUGGAGCUCUUAUGUAAGCCAAAAGUGCCCUCUACUGAAAAUAGAUAUAUUUGUUGUUUGUUUCACCGUAUAACAAACUCUACAGACACAAACAAAAAGGCAGUUUUUGGAGUGAAUCUACAUUCUAUAAAUACCUAUUAAGAGGCAACACUAAUUCUGAGAAUUAAUGAACAAAUCAUCCUUGUUUUGCAAACAGCGGGAGUUUAAGAAGAACUAACUGAGGUCAACAUGUACCGAUGCCUUGAGAAGUAUCCAAUUUAAGCUGCGGACCAUGUAUAAUUGCCCAGUUCUCGAUUGGCUGCUGCUUCAACAGAAAAACAAGGCUGUCUCAUGAAGACUGAAUUUCACUUAGUGUCUGUUUACCAGAUCUGCUGCCCCUGUUUAUCCUGCCACCUGAAUUGGUCACCACUGUGCCUCCUGAGUGGGGUGGUCCAGGAUCCAGUGACCAGUUUUGGCUAUGGGGAGUCUUUGUUGUGCCUAAAUUGACAUUCCCACCUGAAAUGGCUUCCCAGCAUGUUCAAGUGGAGGGGAGAUACUUUGAGCAGUCCUCUAAAAACAUCAGGAUUGCCUCCAUUGUAGCAAUGGGAAACAUGUGCAGCAGUUCCUUGUAAGCGUUAGAGCACAUGGAACUCUGUACUGGGACACAUGAGUGGAAGUGGAGAUUCAGCCUUCCAUUUGGUUGUAACAUUAAAGCCGCCUCUGCUUGUCCCAAAGCAGCCCUCUGUAUCAUGCUCACUGUCAAGGAGGAGGAGAUCUACUUAAUUGCAAUUCCAUAACUUGUGCUCUGGUUCUCCCCCCCC